Messenger RNA from Seriola dumerili (greater amberjack), 3272 nucleotides. RefSeq names its product mitogen-activated protein kinase associated protein 1 (gene mapkap1). Lineage: Eukaryota; Metazoa; Chordata; Actinopteri; Carangiformes; Carangidae. The record is from RefSeq and is a predicted model, not a curated record. Gene Ontology annotation, cellular component: TORC2 complex; plasma membrane; cytoplasm. Gene Ontology annotation, biological process: TORC2 signaling. The transcript is spliced from 12 exons. Gene Ontology annotation, molecular function: phosphatidylinositol-4,5-bisphosphate binding. Bases 347 to 1936 code for a protein of 529 amino acids.
ACCACUGCAAGGCAGAGCACAGAUGAUCUUGCUAUGUUGCAUUAUUACUAAUGAAUAGAGUUAUUGUCAUUACUGGGAGUAUGCAUGGAUAAAAUGAAGCAGUGUGGACAUCUUUUCGUGUGGGACCUCUAAAGGUACUGACACCUUUCCUACCUUGGAUCAGAGAGAAUAAUCAAAAAAAGGAGAUGGAAAAGAUGACUGCUGUCCACUUGUCAUCAGCUACUGCUUCAGCACUCUCAGAGAGAGACUAAAAAGGACGUGAAAGAGUACCUCUGUCUUACAGGCAAGACGAGAGACAAAGAGAAAACAUCCAAAGCUCUAAGCCGAACUUUAUAAAGCAGAGGAAAUGGCUUUCUUGGACAAUCCAGCCAUUAUUCUGGCCCACAUUAGACAGUCUCAUGUGACCAGUGAUGACACAGGAAUGUGUGAGAUGGUACUAAUAGACCAGGAUGUGGAUCUGGAGAAGUGCCAGCUGGCUCUGGUGCCCGGCAGCAGCUGUGGGUCAACGGGGUCAGGCUCCCUAAGUGAGGAGGGCAGUAGCGUGACGGACAAUCAUGCCUGUGAUCUCUCUCAGUCCAUGGACAUCACCUCCAGCUGGGACUUUGGUAUUCGGCGGCGUUCCAACACAGCCCAAAGACUUGAACGGCUACGGAAAGAACGGCAGAACCAAAUCAAAUGUAAAAACAUUCAGUGGAAAGAGAGGUCGUCCUCCCAAUCAGUGGAGGAUCUGGGGUCUCUGUUUGAAAAGCGGGACUAUAAAGACAGGCCACGGACGACAGGCACCAAAUCCACCCUCUCACUGCGACUGGAGCAGUGUCCCCAGCAGCUCAACAACCCCUUCAAUGAGUACUCCAAAUUUGAUGGCAAGGGCCACAUUGGCACAACAGCUACAAAGAAGAUCGACGUGUACCUGUCAAUGCAGGUGGCUCAGGAGAAACUACAUCCCAUGACAGUGGUAACCAUCGCCAAUGCCCGCGUCCACGACCUCAUCGGUCUCAUCUGUUGGCAGUACACGAGCGAGGGACGAGAACCUAAACUCAAUGAGAAUGUUAACGCCUACUGCCUCCACAUCGCAGAGGAUGACGGCGAGGUGGACACUGACUUCCCUCCUCUCGACUCCAAUGAGCCAAUCCACAAGUUUGGUUUCAGCACUUUGGCCUUGGUGGAGAAAUACUCCUCGCCUGGCCUCGCCUCCAGACAGUCACUGUUUGUCAGAAUAAACGCUGCUCAUGGUUUCUCUCUGAUCCCUGUGGACAGUCUGAAGGUAACCAUGAAAGAGAUCCUCCAGAAAGCACUGAAGAAGAGGAAAGGCUCACAGAAAGGCUCAGGGCCCAUGUAUCGUCUGGAGAAGCAGACGCAGCCAAACGUGGCAGUAGACCUGGACUUGACGCUGGAGACCCAGAGCACCCUGGAGUUCUGCCUUGUCCGAGAAAACAGCUCCAGGGGGGAGGAGAGUUCAGAGGAAGACCCACCUAUUGACAUCACCACAGUCCAAGACAUGUUGAGCAGUCACCACUACAAGUCCUUCAAGAUCAGUAUGAUCCACAAGCUGCGCUUCACCACAGACGUCCAGCUAGGCAUUUCAGGAGAGAAGGUGGAGAUCGAUCCUGUCACCAAUCAGAAGGCCAGCACUAAGUUCUGGAUUCGGCAGAAACCCAUCUCCAUCGACUCGGAUCACCUCUGUGCCUGUGACCUUGUAGAGGAGAGAAGCCCCAGCCACGCAAUAUUCAAGCUCACGUAUCUCAGCAACCACGAUUACAAGCCUCUCUACUUUGAGUCUGAUGCUGCUACUGUCAAUGAGAUAGUGCUGAAGGUGAACUACAUCCUGGAGUCACGGGCCAGCUCCUCUCGGGCUGAUUACUUUGCCCAGAAGCAGCGGAAACUGAGCCGGCGGACUAGCUUCAGCUUCCAGAAGGACAAGAAGACCGGCCAGUAGACAGACGGCCAACGGAAGCCGCUCAGCCACCUGUCUGUCUCUACACGCACAGACAGACACAAAAACAAGGCCUGGUCUGAGUCUCAUACACAGACGACGUCAGGCGAAACAGAGGUGGAGACUGACAGGACGGUGACGUCAGAGGAGAUGAGAGCAGGAGAGCGACGGGCAGAAGAUAAAGCAGACGUGUCUCUGUUCAGCCGAGUGAGGUGGACGCCUCCGAAACUCUGCUAGCAAAGACAGAGCACAAGCAAAAACAAGCGCACUGUUCUCACAAAGAAAGAGACUUGCGGGACAGAGUUUUUGUGUCAUGUUGCCAUCAGUUUCAGCUUUUUGUUUAUUCACUGCCUCUGAAUUUAAGCUCCGUCCUCAUGGAUGGAUCUGUACAGCUUCAACACAUUGACAACAAAUCAAAGCUUCAUCUUUGCUUCUGUCCUUUAUCUUUAACAGAUUUAACUCAGCAUAAAGAGAAGCCCUCUGCAUUUUAAUGUUCUGUACAUAAACAUUUUACAUUCAGGAAAUCAAGUAAUAAUAAUAAUGAUGAAACAGCCCAGUCUGGAUUAUUAAACAACACAUCAAUACGCUUCUGCCUUAAAUCCAGAUUGCAAAUCCUUUAUAUUAUCUACACUCGGUUGCAAGAUUAUUAGGAACACAUAGCUAAAGCUAAUACAACACCUGAUACGUUCAUGAAGGUUUCAGAGGGUUAGAUUAAUUAAACUAUGAUUAUCCAGGACGCUGUAGUUUGUGACACUGAUCAGUGAAGUCUCUAAAACAAAACUAUUUAUUGCCGGACUGUUUUAUCAGACUGUGUUAGUUUUUAAGUGUUCCUAAUAAACUGCCACCCGAGUGUAUUGACAGUGCUGAUUCAGGUGUGAUCACAACACAUUUUUAGGAUUUUAAACAGUAUGCUCAUUUGAAAGCUUUGAAGAGACAGCAGCAGCGAAUAGGAAUAUUAAAAUACACAUGUGGAUACACAUGGAGGUCACUUAAAAGACGUUUGACUGCUUUUUUUUGUCUUUAUUUUGUCCCUGCUGAUAGCCGUACUCUGUCAUUCAUCACUCACUGAUGUGAGGCCCUGCAUCGUGGUGGAGCUGAGGUUGGUCAAAGCGAGCAGCAAGCACCAUGGCUGAGUGAGACAGGCAGAAACACCUGUGUUUGGAUGAAGAUGCAGCACUGGUUGACAUUAGAUUCCAAGUCUCAGGACUCAAUUCUGGGGAAAGUGAAGGAUAUGUUUCUCCUGAACUUGAUCUGAACUUAAUCUUAUCACUAAUCCUCAAUCAUGUUUUAUGAUGUUUUAAGUUCCUCUCCAGACAUGUUUUGAACGCUGUAAAAAUCC